This is a messenger RNA of Vespa crabro (European hornet), 6732 nucleotides long. RefSeq names its product calcium/calmodulin-dependent 3',5'-cyclic nucleotide phosphodiesterase 1-like. Gene Ontology annotation, biological process: signal transduction. The transcript has 15 exons. NCBI's taxonomy places the organism in Eukaryota, Metazoa, Arthropoda, Insecta, Hymenoptera, Vespidae. Gene Ontology annotation, molecular function: 3',5'-cyclic-AMP phosphodiesterase activity. The coding region runs from base 884 to 2932 and encodes 682 amino acids. The record is from RefSeq and is a predicted model, not a curated record.
AGAUCUCUCUCACUCUCUCUCUUUCUCUCUCUUUCUCUUUUUUUUUCUAUCUUUAUUGUUUCUUCUAUUCUCUCUUUCUCUCAUUCUCUCUCUCUAGUUACACGUCACUCUUUUCUCUUUGCUUUAACCACUUGCAAGUAUCCAAAAUAGACAAUUUUCACGAACCAAUUAUCCUCACGAGCGUUCUUCGACAUCGAGUGGGGUGAGAAUGGAGAUAAAGAGCAUUUUCGAACUUUUCUUUCUAUCUCUCUCUCUCCCUUUCUCUCUCUCUCUUUUUCUCUCUUUUUUUCUCUUGCGUUUUUUCUCACCCUCUUCUUCUUUCUUACCCUCUCAUUUCUAACCGACCCUCGACGAAUCGGUUUUUCAAUUUUCUCCUCUCCUUUUCGCUUUUACCUUCCUCCCGCCUAGCCAUUGGAUAGCGCGAAUGGAAACGUCGAGUCAGAAUCCCAAUCGGCUCUCCUUUCUCUUCGUCGUCAUCGACGAGUUGGAGUUGUCGAUGCGGUUAUCCCCUCUUCCUAAGCUAUUCAAGAGUCUGUCUGAGGAGGGAAAGAGAGGGGAUCAGUAAAAGGACGCGAGCGUCGGAUCGAAGAGGGCACGAUCGAGCUCACGACUUUCUCAGUCUUCAAUCGUACGUUUACAUAUUAACAAAGAGAACUUUUUCUAAUCUGUUUUUCUUUUUUCUUUCUUUUUGGGACGAAAUAAGUUGAAACAAAAUUGGCGGACAGGAUAAUGUAACGUUAUAUGUCACUCUCGUUGAUUUACAAGGAGAAUACAACGGUAUAGAAGAAGUACGGAAAUUCCCGAGGAAGAAGAAUAUUCGUGUAGUUUCAUGAUGCAGUGAUCAACGAUAUUGCUACUUGUCUGUCUUCGAUACGAAAAGGACAUGGAUAAAGACAGGAAUGCACAAGUCGCAUCUCCGCCGGAUAGAAGGGUUACGAGAGACGAUAUGGGGGUGGCCUCGCAUGAUACAGCUGCGAACACGGCUACCGGCUGUUCAAGUGGUACAACCCCACCUCGCCCGCACAAUCCUUCCUCCCCUGGUCGAAAUGGUCAGCUAUCGAAGCAAGGCACGCUGACGAUAGUACGACGCAGUUCGGGCAAAAGCAAAAGCGUCGGUGGUGGCAGUUUCGAGAGUUCCCCGCCAUCACAUAAUCCUGACAGGUUUUUGUCGAGUCAGUCCGUGGAUCUCGACGAGAUCCUCGAUAAUGUUGAUCUCACGACAGAUUCACUACCCGCCGUUGACACCCCCGACGCCUGCGACAAAGCUGCUCUCAGACUUCGAUGUCUGUUAAAGCAGUUACAGCAUGGCGAAAUAUCCGCCGAAUUACUCCAACGAAAUUUACAUUAUGCGGCACGUGUACUUGAAACAGUCUUCAUCGACGAGACAAAGGUGAGUUCAGGCGGGAAUGAGUGCUCUCGGUCAUCACGUAGGGGUGCGGGCCUGACUUCUACAUCCCUGGGGGGCAGCAUGGACCCGGAUGGACCACAGAGCCACGCGGUGGUAACCCAGAAAAGGAAGCUUCGCACCCCUGUGUGGGAAAGAGAUGCCGACCAUACGGAAUCAACUUCUACUUGCCGACAAGGUGUACGCCGUAGACGAUUGGCCGAUGAAGAUGACGAAUUGUCCGAAGUACAACCGGACGCGGUACCACCCGAAGUUCGAGAAUGGUUGGCGUCGACCUUCACCAGACAACUUGCCACGACAAGGCGGAAGGCGGAUGAGAAACCCAAAUUUCGAUCUGUGGCCCAUGCUAUUAGAGCUGGGAUUUUCGUUGAUCGGAUUUAUAGGAGAGUCACCAAUACCGCUCUCAUGCAAUUUCCACCAGAUGUGGUUAAAGUACUUAAGACGUUGGACGACUGGUCUUUCGACGUGUUUUCAUUGAACGAAGCUGCACUCGGAGCUCCUGUUAAAUACAUAGGCUACGACCUACUGAAUCGGUACGGUAUGUUACACAAGUUUAAAGUGCCACCUGCGGUUCUGGAAUGCUUCCUAGGAAGAAUUGAAGAAGGAUAUUGCAGACAUCGAAAUCCAUAUCACAAUAAUCUUCACGCUGCGGACGUAGCUCAAACUAUGCAUUAUAUUUUGUGCCAAACGGGGCUAAUGAAUUGGCUGACCGAUCUAGAAAUAUUCUCGUCACUCGUAGCGGCGAUUAUUCACGACUACGAGCACACUGGGACCACAAACAAUUUCCACGUAAUGUCAGGCAGUGAUACGGCACUUCUCUAUAAUGACCGCGCUGUGUUAGAAAAUCACCAUAUAUCAGCGAGUUUCAGAAUAUUAAGGGAAGACGAAUGUAAUAUUCUUCAAAAUUUGUCGCGAGAAGAAUUUCGAGAAUUUCGUUCACUCGUGAUCGACAUGGUCUUGGCAACCGAUAUGAGCUUUCAUUUUCAACAGUUAAAAAAUAUGAAAAAUCUACUAAGCUUGGCAGAACCGAGCGUCGAUAAGAGCAAAGCCGUCAGUCUAGUGCUCCAUUGCUGCGAUAUUUCUCAUCCUGCGAAAAGAUGGGAUCUCCACCAUAGGUGGACGAUGCAACUGUUGGAAGAAUUUUUCAGGCAAGGCGACAAAGAGAGAGAUCUUGGCUUGCCAUUUUCACCUUUGUGCGAUCGUAAUAAUACUUUGGUAGCGGAAUCUCAAAUUGGUUUUAUAGAAUUUAUUGUUGAGCCGAGUAUGCAAGUUUGCAGCGAUAUGUUGGAGACGGUUCUUGGACCGUUGAACGUUAAAGAAAGUGUAGAUGAGUCAGCUAACGGUUCGACAACAGAGAGUAACAGGUUUAAAAUAGGGAAGCCAUGGAUACAGUGUCUCGUAGAAAACAAACAAAUCUGGAAGGAACAAGCGGUUCGAGAUGCAGAGCUUAGAGCACAAAAAGAAGCGGAACAAAAUUCCAAUGCGGAAAAGGAAGGGGAGAAUGUUCAAACGACGGCGGAAGAAUGAAGUGUCGUCAGAUCGACGAUCGAAACUUACUUCGAAUAUCUAUGCGAUUUAAGGCUACAAGAAACUCGUCUUUAUUCCCGAACUCAUUUUAUUAUCUUAAACUUUUUCCCUCGUAUAUUAUAUUUAAUAAGGAAUUUACUGUGAAUGCGAACGUAGAUAUAAAAUUAUCUAUGGUAUUUACGAUGCGUUUGUUUUGGGACGAUUAUCCGUUAUAUACUUAGACGUCAUUUUCAUGCAACGACUAUCUUUUUAAAUACUUCCACAUCAUAUAUAUAUAUAUAUAUAUAUAUAUAUAUAUAUAUAUACAUAAUUUCAAGGAAACAUUUUUAUCAAAAAGUAGAUAAAGAAUUCGAGUUUCUUUUUCCAUGAUAGUUCUUCGUCCAAGUAGCCGUCUAUUUUUUUUUUCGUCUUUUUUUUUUGUCCAAAAUCUUUCGUACUUUUACUUAGCAUCAUGUUAAAAUCAUAAUACGAUAUAGAGCGUAGCCUAAAACGAAUAGAUGAAAGACAUAUUUUUCAUAAAAAAAAAGAGAGGGAAGAAUCGAUUAAGCAUUAUCAAUCCAUUAUCAAUGAGCUUUGCAAACUAUUUCUGCAUUAUGAACGCUAUUUCUAUUCGUAUUUAUCUUUUUUUUUUUUAUAUAACUAGUAUGUAAAAAUGCAUAAUGCAUUUUUAACAGAUUCUAAUGUCACGGAUAAUGUCCCACUUUCAACGAAUUCUAUAUAACAGAACUGGCAAAACGCAAUCCAAACGCAUCGAUUAAUAACUUCAUUUCAAGUUGGUACAUAAAUUAGAAAGUAAGCGGAUAGAGGAGAGACGGAUAAUGAGGAAAAAAAAAGUUAAAUCAAAAGAUUAAACUCAUCGAAUUCGAAAUAUCUAUAUGAGUUUUUUUUUGUCUCGACAGUAUAUUAUCGUCUCUUUUUUCUUUCGUAGUAAGCACGAACGAUAUUCAUAUUAAUCGACAUUAUUCAGGAUCCUUGUAAAUAUAUGCCUGACGAGACGCACAUUAACUUAUUUUUAUACUUUCACAUUAUCCUGCGAAAAAAGUUACAGAAAAUCUAGUCGAAUGUACGUACGAAAAGUAUUGAGUAAUUGAACGAAAAGAUAUUUAUGAGAUUGUUCCCAAGAAAUGUUUAUAGAUUUGUUUUUUCGAUUAUCGCACAAGCCGAAUUAUUCCCUUUGAAAAAAUUUUUUCGUUAAAAGGUGGAAAUAGACUCGUAAGAAGGAAAAUCCGUCCCUCGGAAAGCUCGAACGAGAAACGGAUUUAACGGAUUUUACGAAGAAUCUUGCGAAAGGAAAGUACUUGUAUUAUUUUUUUUUCUUUUUCUCUCUCUCUCCCUCUCUCUCUCUUUCUCUCUCUCUCUCUCUCUCUCUCUUUCUCUCUCGACGAUCGAACGUUCGGGGCUCUUGCGAUUUUUCGUGCAAAGCCUUCAACGAGUAGAAUCUCGAAAGUAUGAUAAUUAUUGACAUUCACAAAUAUAUAUCUCUGUAUAUACUCACGUUAGAUAUGUACACGUAUGUAUAUCUAUUCGUGAACAGGUCGAGGUACAGCUUUAAUCGAUGUAUAUUUAAUGUAAAAGAGAAAUUAGUGUCGUUAGUGUUUAUUUAAACGUUUGUGCUAUAUGUAUAUGUCAAAUAUAUGUGUUGGAUUUGCGAGCGUGUUCACGAUGUUGCGUUAGAGCGCAAGCUUGAUCACUCGUUCGGGAUUCCUUAGAAGAAAAACAAAGUUACGUAAUGUCGUGUUUGUUUGGCAACUGGUAGCAAUGUAAUUAUGCAAUGCGAGCUCACGUAACCGCUAUUAUUUUUUUGCGGUAAUGAUCGUCAUAAAAUAAUCUCUGAUUGCGAUCUUUUGCGAGUAUUCACUGUAUAUAGACGUAGACAAUGUUGUUCUAUCGAAUAUUUUUGAGGAAGAGAGGGAGAAAAAGGAGGACCAAGCUACGAACAAACGUAUCUUUUUACGUACCUGUCGUCGUAGUGCACUUACACGCUCAGUACCUAGCAAAUUUAAAAUUGAAAAGUCAAAACACGUUAAAAUAUAUCCGUCCUUUAUUUUUGUUGCUAUUUUUCCCCAUUCGAUCGUUAGUUAGUUUCAUUCGACGUUUUUACAAGUAGGAAGGUGCAACGGUGAGAAAUGUACGAUGUACGUAUACAAGCGUUGUGUUUUUCUCUCUUGAAACGAGGAGCGUACGAGGAUGGUAGAAACGUUCUGUAAAUAGAGCCAUUAGUGCGAUAUUUUAUUUAUUUUUAAUCGCCGGCUAUUUGUGUGUGUGUGUUUUUUUUUUAUAAAUUAAUGUUGCAUAUUAAAUCUCGUACGAUCGAUCGCUUACACUCCUCACCAUCCUGCUCCAUUCUUUCGUCGCUUUUUCAUUUUCAUUGAUUAAACCCAAGCGAAAGCGAUACGCUCUCUCUCUCUCACAAUGAUUUUAUUAUAUUACGUGUGUGCCCGUGCGUAUAGAAUUGUGUACUAGUUUAUUAUUAACAAAGGGAAAAGAAAAGAAAAAAGAAAAAAAAAAGAAAAAAAAGAAAGGAGAGUAAAAAUUGCAAAAGUAUCUAGUCGAAACGGCAAAAUACAUUUGACAAGGUAAAGUCAAAUGUGAAAAUAAAAAUACAUAAUAAUACAUAAAAAUAGAAACAAGAAAUGUUUACAAAUUAAAUCUUCCGAGGAGCAACAAGUAAGAAAUACGAAUUAAGUAUCCUCCCAGAGGCGGAUGAGGGGCCAAAAAGCGUGAUAGAAAUAAGAUAUGUACCUAUAUUGGAAGUAGGUUUGUAAAAAAAGAGAAUAGUAUCGGAUCGCACGAUUGUAACAGCCAAGAGUGAACGCAAAUUUAUAAUCUUUAAUGUUAUUAUCCUUGAAGUUUUUUCGUAAUGGCACGAUGGAAUUAUCGUAGAUAUAGAAUUUUCAACUUACCACAAUUCGACGCUCUCCUCAUUCUUAUACGCGCGAUCCGAUAUAUUUAAUCGCGUGAAGCGAAUAGUCUUUCCAUCGACGAUGAUACAGGCCUUUUCCUAAGCGAUGCAAAAUCUUGACCAAAAAUUGAGAUAACAAAUGAAUUAUACAUAUAUUAGCGCGUUUCUCCGUAUACGUACAAAUUAUUACGCUUCAUUCGAGUUACGGUAACAUAUAAGGAUUUAUUAUUAUUAUUAUUAUUAUUAUUAUUAUUAUUAUUAUUAUUAUUAUUAUUAUUAUUAUUAUUAUUAUUAUUAUUAUUAUUAAUAUUAUUAUUAUUCUUAUUAUUAUUAUUAUUACUAUUAUUAUUACUACUACUACUAUUAAUAUUACUAUUGUAAUCCAAAAAAUCGAUAAAAUUGUUGGUUAAAGUUAAAAAAGAAAGAAAAAAAGAAAAGUGAAAGAUAUUCCAUCUUCACCGAAUGAUAUCGCGGUUAUAGCAAAGCUUCAAAUAAAAUAAUACUCGACCAAUAAUGUUAAAUUUUAAAAUAAGCACAUUUACGUAAAAUAUAGGAGUAACGUAUAUCACUUGGGUAAUCAUUUUGCUAAUAUUUGACCACCGCAAAUUGACUUUAGUAAAUGACGUUUGUUAUCGACGUCGCCAGGAUGGCUUGUUUCGGCACAUAUAUCGAGCAUUGAUAUAUCUACAUUUCUUCUGUAUUUAAUUUCUUCGGUACAAUCCGAAACGAAAAAUGUACAUAAUCUUUUAUUUCAGCACCGUAUCUGUUUGAUGUGAUGUGAUUAAUCAAAAAUACGUCGAAAGAAAAUAAUAUAUUAUCCAAAAAUCGUGUAUAAUUAGCCCUGUAUUCUCUAUAAUUCUACAGAGAAAUAAAAAUACUCGAUUAGUUACCAAUUGGA